Drosophila rhopaloa is the source of this 561-nucleotide messenger RNA. RefSeq lists its product as uncharacterized. The coding region runs from base 134 to 400 and encodes 88 amino acids. The transcript is spliced from 2 exons. NCBI's taxonomy places the organism in Eukaryota, Metazoa, Arthropoda, Insecta, Diptera, Drosophilidae. The record is from RefSeq and is a predicted model, not a curated record.
GAUAGCUUUCAAUUUGGAAGUACAUUUGAAUAUUUUGGAACACAAUCUUGGCCGCACAUUACGAAGUUCGUUGAGGGACACGCAGAUCGGGUUCUGUUAAGGACCGCAUGGUGCGCCUUUGGUCCCUUUGAAAAUGGCAAGUCAUUUGACAUGUCUGGUGGCUCUGCUAGUUUUAACCGUACUUGUCCUAACGGUUUGCGCUUACUACACCAUAAUGCAUCCGAAACAGAUUCAUCUGGUGAGCUGCUAUCUCGAAGGAGGCUCCUGCCGGGAGCUGUGGAACUGCGAGGAAAGGUUCCAAAGUCGCCUCCGCACCACGUGCAUCAACAAGCGAAAGGUCUGCUGCUUUCCCACCGUCCAGAUGAAGAGUCUCCAGGAUGCCGAAGAUUACGCCGAGUGAACGUCAUCCAUUGGAAAUCGAUAGCAGACCAGUCCAGCAGCCAGAUAACUUGGAGACCAUACUAUUUCUUUUGCAAACCAUACCUUGUAUUGAAUGUACCAUUUCGUAGGCAAUUUAUAUAAUUGGAAUAAUCAAUUGAAAUUAUUAUUCCGUACCGGGUA